Symbiodinium pilosum is the source of this 1437-nucleotide messenger RNA. The record is from the annotation of a GenBank genome assembly. NCBI's taxonomy places the organism in Eukaryota, Dinophyceae, Suessiales, Symbiodiniaceae.
GUGGAGGAGAGUUUCAACCUCCAGGCCUGCCAUGAUGCACUACUGCAUGGUUCAGACCUCCAAAGUUGGGACCACCUGCAGUUUCCAGGAGCCGUUCCCAGAACCUUCCUGGGGCCUUUGGUGGUUGCCGCUCUUGCAUCACCCAGUUUGCCCCUACAGCUGGCGACCUCUUCUUUGCUACGGCUGGUGCGAUUUGUGGUUGGCCUCCUUUCCGUCGCAACCUUCGCGCGCCUCCGCGCUGCCGUUGCAGCUGAGUUCGGCUUGGAAGCCUCGCGAUUCCUGGCGAUUCUAACGCUAGUCCAGUUCCACCUCCCCUUCUACAUGAGCCGGACGCUGCCAAACGUCUUUGCACUGCAACUGGCAACCUUAGCUCAUGCAGAACUCCUGGCGGGCUGUGGUUACAAGUGCUUGGUCCUGCUGGGCCUGGCAGCCGCCAUUUUUCGUUGCGACCUGCUGGUUUUGAUCGCGCCGAUUGGCUUGCUGUUGCUGUGGCAGCGUCGAGUCAACUUCUUCAAGGCAGCUGUGGCAACCGCCUUGGCUGCUUUGAUGGGCGCUGUCACGUCUGUGUGCGUUGAUUCUGUGCUUUGGCAGCGAUGGUUAUGGCCAGAGUUUGAGGUGCUCUGGUUCAACACUGCUGAAAACAAGUCCAGCGAGUGGGGCACGCUGCCGCCACUUUGGUACUCUUACUCUGCCCUUCCCAAAGCUCUCCUUGGUGGGGCACCUCUGGUUCUGCUUGCUUUCAUCAUCGAGCCUCGGGCUCGGGAGCUUGUCUUGGCGUCACUGACUUUUGUGGCCCUCUACUCGUUCCUGCCGCACAAGGAGCUGAGAUUCAUCUUCCCAGCGUUGCCACUGCUGAACGCUGCGGCCGCUGCGGCAGCGGCUCGCGUCUUGCGCUGGAAGGGUCUCGCGCGCACCCUUGCUUCGCUAGGCCUUUUGGGCCUGGGUUUGGCGUCGCUGGGAGCCACGGCGGUGAUGACGUCGGCAUCCUAUCUGAACUACCCAGGCGGCAUAGCCCUGACCGGGCUUCAGGUGAUGGAGUGCAACUCUUCGCAACCCCUCACUGUGCACAUAGGCAACCUGGCAGCCAUCUCAGGGGUCUCCCGUUUUCUGGAGGAUCGUCAAAAUUGGAAGUAUUCCAAAGAAGAGAACCUGGAGGCAAAAGCCCUAUCGGCCAAGGGUUUUGACAGACUGCUCUCCGAGUUUCCUGUGGUCCCAGGGUAUCACUGCACUGCUACAGUUGAAGGCUUCCAGCGGCUAAAGCUGCAAGCCAGCUGGCCUCCGGUGAGAGCAAUCCUAUCUCCACAAAUCUACGUGUUGUCCAGGGCAGCAGAUGGUGGGACGACUGCAUGCAAAGAAGAUGUGGGCCCAAAGUGGAAUGCUGUUGUUCGGCCAGAGUUCCAGGUAUUACACUCCCUGACUGCAAGAUGUCCGCCGUAG